Culicoides brevitarsis is the source of this 1628-nucleotide messenger RNA. RefSeq names its product regulator of gene activity (gene Rga). The coding region runs from base 204 to 1580 and encodes 458 amino acids. Gene Ontology annotation, biological process: nuclear-transcribed mRNA poly(A) tail shortening; regulation of DNA-templated transcription; regulation of stem cell population maintenance. Gene Ontology annotation, cellular component: CCR4-NOT core complex; P-body. The transcript has 8 exons. The record is from RefSeq and is a predicted model, not a curated record. NCBI's taxonomy places the organism in Eukaryota, Metazoa, Arthropoda, Insecta, Diptera, Ceratopogonidae.
UUAGUGUAUGCCAUUCCAUAAACUUCAUUUUCGUUGUCAUCGAACAAAUGUAUUUUUGAACCCUGCACGAUUUGUAUCAGAACAAGAGUUUGUAAUAAAACUAUUAUUUUUGUUAUAUUUUUGACAUCGUUUCAAAAUACACAUAAAAGGUAAUUUUGUACUAUUUUUGCUACUAUAAGAAAAAGUUGCUGAAUAAUUUAAUUAUGGCAAAUUUGAAUUUUCAACAGCCUCCGAGAAGUUACGGUUCGUCCUUAUCAAAUCGUGGUACAACAGGAUUUAGUUCAUCCCUUUCGGGACAUGUAACACCUACUUCUGGAAUGUUUCCAAUAAGUAAUGCUUUCAAUACACAGCAACAAAGUAAUCAAUCGGCUCAACUUUCACCGAACAGAAAUAGUCAAUACACUGGUACCAUCGGAUCAAAUAAUUCAGGACAAAUAUUGUCUGCUACUAGAUCCUCAAACAUCAUAAAUCAACGUAACUUUGAUCGACGUACAAUGUCUGGAAUGCCAACUGGACCUGUGACAAAUAUGGGGACAUUCAUGCCCUCUCGUGCUUACGGUUCUCAAGGUAUAAAUAACAUGGGUGGCUUUCAUAGUGUUUUUGGAAGUAGUGUUCCUGACACAGGUACACCACCGCUAUUGGAUCUUUCGGAAUUUCCAUCACUUACAAAUGCACGUGGACAAAAUGAGCUAGUAUUGCCAAUUUCUAAUUCUAUGCAAACUCCAGGAAAUAAGCCGUAUGUUGGUAUGGUAAAACAACCCACAAGUGAACAAACUGAAUUUACUAUGUCAAAUGAGGAUUUCCCAGCUCUUCCUGGAACACAGGCUAUGGAAGGUUCGUCAAAUAAUGCAUUGUCAAGCAAUAUUGAAGGUGCCGAAAAACUAUCCGGUGUAGGAGGUGGAAUGUCAAUGGCAAUGGAUUUACAAGCUGAUGCAGGGCUCUUUAAUGAAAAGGCUAUGAAACGUGGAGUUCAAACUUCUCCGGAUGGUAAAGUUACAAAUAUUCCAGCAAGUAUGGUAAAUAAUCAAUUCGGAAUGGUUGGUUUAUUGACAUUUAUACGAGCAGCUGAAUCAGAUCCAAAUCUUGUGUCGUUAGCGAUGGGACAAGAUUUGACUGCUUUAGGAUUAAAUUUGAAUUCAUCUGAAAAUUUAUAUCCUAGCUUUGGAGGACCAUUUUGUGAUGCACCAGCGAGACCCCAGGAUAUUGACUUUAAUGUACCACCGGAAUAUCUCAUAAAUUCAUCAAUUAAGGAAAAGCUUUCUCCUGUCACGCUAAAAAAAUAUAAGGAUGACCUAUUAUUUUUCCUAUUUUAUACAAAUGUAGGAGAGUUUAUACAACUCUCUGCGGCAGCAGAAUUAUACAAUCGUGAUUGGAGAUAUCAUACAGAAGAAAAGGUGUGGAUUACAAGGAUGCCAGGAAUAACAACGACUUCAAAUGGUUCAACUGAAAGAGGGACAUUUUAUUAUUUCGAUGCACAGAACUGGAGAAGAGUUCCAAAAGAAUUUCAAAUAGACACUCAAAAAUUAGAUAAAUGCCCUAACAUUACUGGUUUUGUAAAUUUGAGUGGUUUCAUCGGUUAAUGAAUAAUUCGAUAAAUUAACGAAAUAAAACUACUGUAAAAUAUUCUC